GUAGCGCUCAGCCUUGGCUGCCGAAGCGCCCAUCCGCCGCCCGCACGGCGGCUCCGCGCCCAGCAGAGCCUCGCGCUCCCCGGCUCUCCUCGGAGCAAUUCCACGGGCAGAGCGAGGCGCUGCCCCGGCCCAAAGCUCGCUCUGACCCUCCCGUCCACCCGUCGCGCACUGCGGGCUGUGGGUGCGGGCUUGGUGCUGCUCCAGGGGGCUGUCCGGCAGCGGUUCCCGUUUCCCCUAAGGCUGCCUCUCAUUAGCAUGAAUCGGGGGAAGGGCGUAAAAGACUCCGCUUCAUUUUGAGGCUGGAAAAAAAAAAAAAAAAAAAAAAAAAAGAAAAAAAAGAAAAACAAAACUUUGACUUCAAAAUGACAACCGAAGCGCUCUGGCUCCUCUGCUUUGUCAUUAGAUCGUCUUGCAGCUCGGCGGCCGGAUCCCUGCCCUGUCCUGAGAAAGCCAGCCAGUCUCUCAGCAAAUAUGGGUGUAACUCAGCAGAUGCUACACCUGGCCAAGCCAAACUGCCAGCCUGGGCCACCUCUAGAGAGGAUCCCACCGAACACCAAUUUCUGUCUCUCACCAACCUGCAGCACCCAAAACCUCCUGAAAUCACCUCCUUCUCUUCAGACAAAAAGAAACGAACCAAGCCUUCUACAGAAAACAGCACAGGGCUGAGGAAACACCUCCAGCAGUAUGGAGGGACCCUGCCUCUGGAACCUGCAAGCGAGGGGCCUUUUCCCACCUCCUUUGACUUGAAUCAGGCAAACAGAAAGCAGGCGGACAGGCGGCUGGCUGAGGCUGCUAACAGUGUGUCUGCUCAUUUCCAGCACACAGCAACUUCCUAUCAUAAGAUCACAUCCUUACUGGGGACUCAUCCUUUUCUAGACUCUGGAACAGCAGAGUCAGCUGAUCCUAACGUGCUGGAUCAUUUCAACCGACCAGGCAAGAUAAACCCCUACAAAAGCACUGAACUGUGGAAAAUGAUCAGCAAACCCUCCUGGGUCACCAACCGCCAGCCACCCAGCUUGCCAGACCAUUUCAGCAUGCUGAAGAAAGGUGCUGAUAUGGAGAAGGCAUGUCUGACUGAGUGCAGGAAAGAGAGAGAUGAAGUGGAGGCCUAUUGCACAAGUGAAUUUGCAGUGAAUGGAAUUGUUUAUAACAUGGAAAGACUGGGGAGUGGAGUCCACUUGAUUACACUUUUGGUAAAUAGUGAUGGACUGUACAAGAUGAGUCGCCUGUAUAUUACUCCUGAUGGCUUCUUCUUCCGAGUUCACAUUCUAGUUGUGGAUUCUUUCAACUGCAACAAACCAUGUCCAGACUUCAAACUUGGCAGCAGAUACAUUGUGAUGGGUCAGAUCUACCAGAAGAGAAGACAGAUCCCUGCAAACCUAGUGCAAUUCCUGCGUGGGCACCUGAGGCCAGGGGAUGGCUUGCUUGCAAGCAGCAGCAACUAUGUGAAGAGAUUCAACAGAAAAAGGAACCGCAAAGUGCAAGGGGCUCGCAUUAAAUGUAGAUAAGGCUUCAGUAAGCUCCUCCUGUAAUGCAGGCAGCAGUAGAAUUCACCUACCAGAAUACAUAUAAUGAAUGAGCAACAGUGGGAGGUAGUUCUAGUGAUGCCUGAAACUGAUUGUGAUAACACUCGCAUUUGUGCUGUAGCAAACACUCGCUGAAUGUUCUGACUAGCUACCUGUAACAGAGCACAAAAGUCCAUCUACAGUAACUGGUCAUAAACGUGCUCUAGCUGUUUUCAGAGCCACAGGCUAUUGCCUCCUCUGCUAUAACGUACCACUAAUAAUCUGUAGUGAUUGUAAAGUGAAAUUCUGAAGACAUGGUUCUUAGGUACACAAGAAGUAACCGUAUUUCCAACCCCUUCACCUCAAACAAACCUUAGAGGAUGUCAAAUCUAUAGAGAAUGUCAGUUGUGUUUUCACUCAGCUCUAAGUAUUAUAUACAUUUAAUGCAAAAGAAACCAACAAAACUAAGUAUCUUUCAUAUUAUGUUGGUCUCCUCAAAUACACUUCUUUAGACAGAAUUGAGUUUUCAUAUAAAGCUUAUAAAGUAGUGUAUUCAUAUUCUUGAAUAAUUAACAACUAACUGAAAGCAAAUCAAGUAACUACACAACACAAAUGCCCAAUUAGGCUUACAAAUUAUGGCAGAAGUUCAUGCCAAGGAAUGCAAAAUGAGUGUGCAAUUGCAAGCACAUUUUGUAUGCCUGGCUACCUUGUCAGUUCCUUAAAAGUUCAGCUUUAGAACUCUGUUCUGAAUGUUAUCUUCCCAUGAGAAUUAUCAAAUUUGCACUUGCACAUCAGAAGAGUUAUUCUGAAUCAAAGACAACCUUUUAGUACCAUUAAGUGGUGGAGAUUUAAGAAUUUAAUUAUAUAAACAUUCUGCAAAGGGGAUCUCUUAACCUUUACUGCUCCAACAGUCAGUAUUCACAAAUUCUAAGUCUUUACAAUAAAUUAAUAAAGUGUUCACAGGGUUCUCAGUUCACUGUUUUUCUGUGUUUCAAAAGAUCAAGAAAGAUUAUGUAAAGAGUAUUAAAUGGGAGCAUCUCCUUGCUGGAAGGAUCACCUGCUGAUUUUAAGACACAGUUCAAGUCUGCCUACUUCAUACAAUGGAGUAGAAAAAUAUCUGCUAAUUACUAUUAUUAGUAAGACAAAAGUAAAUAAGCCACUAGAAUCUUAAUGGCAACAAAAGGUUUAAUUUUUUUUUUCUUUUUAGCAAUUCUACCUCAGAUAAACCUGCAGCUUGGUUUAGAGUCACUGAGAAGCUACGGAGCAGAGGAUGUGGGAAAAGUUGCAUGUAUGAGAUACUUCUUGAUCUGGAAUAGGAGACAAAAUGUCAUAGUGAACAUCCUACAUUUUAGGACCUAAACUGUUACCAUAGAACAUAAACUCACCAGUAGUUCGUGUUCAUCUAAAAUAUACCAUCUCACUUCUGCAGUGUGAAAGAGGUCAUAUAGAGCAUAGCUACAUAGGUGGAAUUUUCCCAAGACUUAAUUAAGAGGGCUCCUGAUCUGGCAAAACCAUUCCUGGCAAUGAUUCUAAGGGUGGGGCAGGGGAAGGAAGGAGGAAGGGUUACAUGUGCAUCUCAAGUUUCUUUGUUUCUAUUUUCAAAUGCAGUGCAGGGACUAAUGAGCAAGUCCCAGAUCAAUCAUCUGCCCAGAAUAGCAACUGUGCACCCAUCCCCACCUCCAAGACAUCAUCGUAAUCUAAAGCAGGCAAAGCACGGGUGCAAAACUACAACCAAAAUGGGAUAUGGCCAUAGAUGUUAUCUCAGAAGAGAUAACAAUAUACCAGUGCCAAUGACAUCCAAAUCCAAAGUAAAAGGCCAGCAACCAACACAGCCUCUGCUGCUACCUCAGGUACAAGUGUUGCUCUAGAAGCGAACCUGAAGAGCAGUGUAUUCUGUUCCCCCUGUUUGCAUUACAUCUUCUCUUCCCUCUCCUUCUUGGAAGGCAUUCCUUAAAAUAUUAUCACAACAGCCAAGCAACAAACCACUGCAUUUCACAGCCCAACUGAAAUACAGCUGGAGGGAAGCGUAACUACUGUUUCCUCUUCUUACCAGACCUAUCACAUGCUACAGCAUUGAAGAAAAACAUUCUGAGUCAUGUGGAAUUCCAAAAUGUAGCACUUACCAUUAAAAAACCUGCAGCAUUAACCACACUGAAAAGAAGAUGUUACUUAGAUGCAAUAGUUGCUAUGCUAAGUUAAGUAUCCCACAGAAAAUCAUUUUGUUUCCCCCCCCCCAAGAACACACAUGAACAUUCUGCAGCCAAUACACAGAAAUCCAGGUGUAGAGCAGUGCUGUCUUCCAGCCCUCCUAGGAGGCUAUUCAUGGCUUUUGGGUAAGCUCGACUUUUUAACCAACUUUAAAUCCACG
This is a messenger RNA of Phasianus colchicus (ring-necked pheasant), 3873 nucleotides long. It is a transcript of the gene C20H17orf58, whose product is annotated as chromosome 20 C17orf58 homolog. Gene Ontology annotation, molecular function: protein binding. Lineage: Eukaryota; Metazoa; Chordata; Aves; Galliformes; Phasianidae. The record is from RefSeq and is a predicted model, not a curated record.